GGUGUCCGUGAAGGCAGCAUAAUCCAGCCCAGCCGCUGAGUAGCCAUUUUGGUCCCACCUAAAACAGACAGACCCGCUUCACUUUGGGCCGCCGGAGAUGGAAGAAACCGAGCCGACGACGAGUAUUUCAGCUACCUGAAUCUUUUGAAUCACUCCGAGAAUUAUCCAGAGGUGACACUCGACGCCAUGGCACGGUUCUAGACAGAGUGGUUUUGUGGAAGAAAAGCCUGUGGCGAUUUUUGGAAGUGGCGACCGACAGCGCCUUAACGUUAUUAUAGUUAGCUCCAGUGACUCAAACCUAAACGGACAGACGGACACUGAUUUCGUUUCCCUGCCGAGUUUAGCGCAGGCCAUGCACGGUUUGUACACGCCGUGUAAAUGCUGUAAGAGGGAUUGUUAUGCUCUUUAGUGAGGGUUUUUCCUGCCCAUAGCUGUUCAGGUGCUCGACUCUUAACACGUCCGGUCUCGUUUGAAAAUUGUCACGAUCCAUGCUGAGACUGUUUCUCCGGAGGAAGCCGAAAAGCAAAGCAAUAAUUUCAUUCUUCGGCUGUCGGGCUGAAGACUGUGUAUUUUGGACUUAAAACGGCGACUGGCUGAGGAAGAAGGAAUAAAAGAUGUCAACAAAAACUCCUUUACCUACAGUCAACGAGAAGGUGACGGAAAGUCACACCUCUCACAGCAAUGGCCGUCAGGAGAUCAGCACACGCUCAGGCCGGACGGGCGUGCGUCCGGCCCGCAGCUCCGAGGAGCCGCAGCAGCCCCACGUAGGCAACUACCGGCUGCUCAAAACCAUUGGCAAGGGCAACUUUGCCAAGGUCAAACUGGCCCGACACAUGCUCACCGGCAGAGAGGUGGCAAUUAAAAUAAUAGACAAGACACAGCUGAACCCAAACAGCCUUCAGAAGCUCUUCAGAGAAGUUAGAAUAAUGAAGAUCUUGAAUCAUCCCAAUAUAGUCAAGCUUUUUGAAGUUAUUGAGACCGAGAGGACACUCUACCUGGUAAUGGAGUACGCCAGUGGAGGAGAGGUGUUUGACUACCUGGUUGCACACGGAAGAAUGAAGGAAAAAGAGGCCAGAGCUAAAUUUAGACAGAUUGUAUCGGCGGUGCAGUACUGCCACCAGAAGCACAUUGUUCACAGAGACCUCAAGGCUGAGAACCUGCUCCUCGACGCAGACAUGAAUAUCAAGAUCGCAGAUUUCGGCUUCAGCAACGAGUUCACUCUGGGCAACAAGCUGGAUACGUUUUGCGGCUCUCCGCCGUACGCAGCACCGGAGCUUUUCCAGGGAAAGAAGUACGACGGGCCAGAGGUGGACGUUUGGAGUCUGGGGGUGAUACUGUACACGCUGGUCAGCGGCUCGCUGCCCUUUGACGGACAGAAUCUUAAGGAGCUGCGGGAGCGUGUGCUCAGAGGGAAGUACCGCAUCCCUUUCUACAUGUCCACAGACUGCGAGAACCUCCUCAAACGCUUCCUGGUGCUCAACCCGGCCAAGCGGGGUACUCUCGAGGUGAGGGAGGACGCAGAAAAUCAAAUUAUGAAGGAUCGAUGGAUCAAUGCAGGAUUUGAUGAUGACGAGCUCAAACCUUACACUGAACCAGAGCUGGACAUCACAGAUCAGAAGAGAAUAGACGUGAUGGUCGGGAUGGGCUACAACUUGGAGGAAAUCCAGGAGUCUCUGGCCAAGAUGAAGUAUGAUGAGAUCACAGCCACCUACCUGCUCUUGGGCAGGAAGGCCUCUGAGCUGGAGCCCGGCGACUCGGCCUCCAGCAGCAACUUGUCUCUGGCCAAACCGAGGCCAAGCAGUGAGCUCAACGGCCAGUCGCCCUCCCACCUCAAAGUCCAGAGGAGCGUCUCCUCCAACCACAAACAGAGACGUUACAGCGAGCAAGUUGGUCAGAACCUCCCUCCAGGGAUGGCUCAUCCAAAGAGGAGUCAGACAACUACUGCUGAGAACAGCGUGAAAGAGGAAGGUGGAGUCCAGCUCCGUAAACCGAGCAUCCCAGGAACCCGCGGGGCACCACCCUCCAGCCCUCUGCUGGGCAACGCCAACAACCCCAACAAGGCUGACAUUCCUGACCGCAGGAAAGGAGCCACCACGGCCCCGAGCAAUAACACUGCAUCUGCGGGUAUGACCAGGAGGAACACGUAUGUCUGCAGUGACAGAAACAACACAGACCGCCUCUCCGUCAUUCCUAACGGGAAAGAGAACAGCAUGACUGAGAUGGCUUGUGCCACUAGCCCCCCGUCUGCCUUUGCAGCCGCUGCAUUCGGUGCCUCGUCCAGUUCGGUGCGGCUGAGGUAUCAAACUGUCGGCCCUUUGUACGCUUGCCAGGCAGGCUGGGCCACACUGCCCCACUCCUACUACGCUCUGGACUACUGCUCGCCCAACAACGUUGCCGUGUCUCCCGGCAGUCAGAGGAACCCGGUGGCGUCCACCCACAGCGUCGCCAACACCACUACGCCCGACCGUCUCCGCUUCCCCCGAGGCACAGCCAGCCGCAGCACCUUCCACGGUGGCCAGCUGAGAGACCGCCGCACGGCCACGUACAACGGGCCGCCGGCCUCCCCUACUCUCUCCCACGAUGCCACGCCUCUGUCUCAGACCCGGAGCCGUGGAACCAGCAACCUUUUCUCCAAACUCACCUCUAAACUCACCCGCAGAAACAUGUCAUUCAGGUUUACCAAAAGAGUCUCCACCGAGUUUGAGAGAAACGGGAGACUUGAGGGCUCAAGUCGCCAUGUACCUGGGGAUCAAAAAGGGGAAAAUAAAGACAGUAAACCCCGCUCCCUCAGAUUCACUUGGAGUAUGAGGACCACCAGCUCCAUGGAGCCCUGUGAUAUCAUGCGGGAGAUUCGCAAGGUGCUCGACGCCAACAACUGCGACUACGAACAGCAAGAGAGUUUCCUGCUUCUUUGCGUCCAUGGAGACGGGCGAGCUGAAAACCUGGUGCAGUGGGAGAUGGAGGUUUGCAAGCUUCCCCGUCUCUCCCUCAAUGGCGUCAGGUUCAAAAGGAUAUCCGGCUCAUCCAUCGCUUUCAAAAACAUUGCUUCCAAAGUUGCCAAUGAGUUAAAGCUAUGAACAAAAGGGUUUAAAGUAUACAUAUAUAUAUAUAUAUCUAGAAGUAUUUAAGCUGUACAAUCAUCCAAGUAGCAGUUUCCAAAUGUCUCCUUUUUCUAAACAAAACACAGAGUAUGUAUUGAAUAUUAUAAUGUAUAGAUUAAGGCUUUUGGCAAUAAUCACCGAAUUACCUACUAAUAUCUCAGUCUGUUCUGACCGCACAGGGUCGACAUUAAUGAGUUGAAUAUGAUUUGUCAUGCUGUGAAUGUGGACGAAAAAGCAUUUCUGGUCUUAUUUAUUUCACCUUUAUUUUUCUCUCUCCUGGAAAAAGGAAAAUGACGUAGCGUUCUGUUUUCAGUGUAAAUAAUGUAUCUUACUUUGAAGAUGGCUUCUCUGCAAUACUCAUUUUGUUUUGUUUUUUCUU
Pundamilia nyererei is the source of this 3480-nucleotide messenger RNA. RefSeq names its product MAP/microtubule affinity-regulating kinase 3a (gene mark3a). The transcript has 19 exons. Gene Ontology annotation, biological process: intracellular signal transduction; microtubule cytoskeleton organization; protein phosphorylation. Gene Ontology annotation, cellular component: cytoplasm; plasma membrane. NCBI's taxonomy places the organism in Eukaryota, Metazoa, Chordata, Actinopteri, Cichliformes, Cichlidae. The coding region runs from base 615 to 3077 and encodes 820 amino acids. The record is from RefSeq and is a predicted model, not a curated record. Gene Ontology annotation, molecular function: tau-protein kinase activity; ATP binding.